This is a messenger RNA of Prorocentrum cordatum, 684 nucleotides long. The record is from the annotation of a GenBank genome assembly. Lineage: Eukaryota; Dinophyceae; Prorocentrales; Prorocentraceae.
GUACUCCAGUCCGCAACUUGCUGAGGAACCCCUGGGAGCAAGGUCGCGAAGACAAAAGAGCGCGCACGGGUGACGGACCAGACUCGCUCUUCGCUUCUUUGCAUGGCGAUCGGGACGGAACGGAGGCAGAGACGAUUGGCUACCGGCCCAUGGGCGGCGACAUUGAGGACGAGGAACUGAUAUUAAGGCCCUUCAGGCAACCGAACUUCGACGACGCCGCUCCAGCAGGAAUGCAUGAGGAGGACGCGGAGCCAAUUACGAUUGCUGGAAUUGCGGCUUUUGACUUGCUUCAGCAACAACUUGCCCCUAUGACAUCCAUUGUCCGUGAGCUUAAUAAGGACUUUGAUAUGUUGAGCAACAACGUUGACAAACAGGGCAUCGACUGGACGGACCGCAUUGAGACGGUGGAGGCAAGUGUCAACACGAACGAGAUGCGCAUCGACAAGCUGGAGAGCAUCUACGAAGGCAUGCGACGGGCUCCCGACACCGACGCCGUAGAGGUACAAAUCAAAGAGUGCAUCCAACACACCUUGUCAGACAAGGCGACCACGUGGCUGAAGGACAAGCUGAAUACCCUCCAGAGCCCUGCGCCAAUUAACGUCUACUCGAUGUGUGCGUUCCAGGGGAUCGUGUUCGCAGAGUUCCGUGGGACGGACGACAGGGACUUGGCCGUGAACUUGCUUC